This is a messenger RNA of Arachis stenosperma, 1268 nucleotides long. Its product is annotated as transcription factor ABORTED MICROSPORES. Bases 13 to 1224 code for a protein of 403 amino acids. The record is from RefSeq and is a predicted model, not a curated record. Lineage: Eukaryota; Viridiplantae; Streptophyta; Magnoliopsida; Fabales; Fabaceae. Gene Ontology annotation, biological process: regulation of DNA-templated transcription. Gene Ontology annotation, cellular component: nucleus. The transcript is spliced from 3 exons. Gene Ontology annotation, molecular function: protein dimerization activity; sequence-specific DNA binding; DNA-binding transcription factor activity.
ACAAGUUUCAACAUGCAAUCAAAUGUUGUUGGAGAUGAUAAUAAUAAUGAAAAUCAAGUGAUGAUGAACAACAACAACAACAAUAACAAUAAUCAGUUUGUUCUCACAACUGCACCAGAAACUUCACCACAUGAUGAAAUCCCCAUCACUCUAUGCAGUUCUCCACUCAACUUCAUGCAACAGUUCAGAACAAUGAAUAAGAACAACGAUAACAACAAUAACAACAAUGCAUUUUCUGAAGAAUACCAAGGUUCAAUAUUCCUCCAUGAAAACCAAAACAACAAUAACCAGCCAAUGAAAGCAGCAGCAAUGGAGGAAGAAGAAGAAGAAGAGCAGCAAGUGGGGACAAAGGAGAAUAAUAACAACCACAAAAAUGAAGGAGGAGUUGUUGGUGUUGGAAGGUCAGAUUCAAUGUCAGAUUGCAGUGAUCAGAACGAAGAAGAGGAAGAUGGAAAAUAUAGAAGGAGGAAUGGAAAAGGGAACCAGUCAAAGAACCUUGUUGCGGAAAGAAAGAGAAGGAAGAAACUGAAUGACAGGCUGUACAAUCUUCGUUCAUUGGUUCCAAGAAUAUCCAAGCUUGAUAGAGCUUCCAUUCUUGGCGAUGCAAUUGAGUUUGUUAAGGAUUUGCAAAAGCAGGUCAAGGAUCUUCAAGAUGAACUUGAGGACAAUAACAACAAUUCUGACACUACUGCUGUUGAUCAUCAUGAUAGUAGCAACCAGUUUCUUGAUCAUUUCGGAGCAUCCUAUGUUGUCCCAAAUCACAAGCAUAUGCAGCAAGAAGCAGUGGAUGCCACUACUAUUACCAUGGACAAGCAGCACUCCCAACAAAUGGAGCCGCAAGUGGAAGUGGCAGUGAUAGAUGGGAAGGAGUACUUUGUGAAGGUAUUCUGUGAGCACAGAGCAGGUGGGUUUGUGAAAUUGAUGGAGGCACUCAACACCUUAGGCAUGGAUGUUGUACAUGCCACUGUCACUAGCCACAAAGGCCUUGUCUCUAAUGUCUUCAAAGUUGAGAAAAAGGAUAGUGAUAUGGUGGAGGCUGAGGAUGUGAGAGACUCAUUGCUAGAGCUUACAAGGAACCCAUCAUAUAGGGUGUGGAGUAAUAAUAAUACAAAGAAUAGUAAUCCCACAUCGGAGAAUUCCAAUGGUGUUGCUGUGGGAAGGGAUCAUCAUCAUCAUCAUCAUCAUCACAUGCCCGCAUAUCAUCCCCAUCCAUUUCAUACUUAAUUUCAUGCCAUACUCUCAUAAACUUUCUUCUUAUUUUUCUUUUA